Messenger RNA from Cynoglossus semilaevis (tongue sole), 1145 nucleotides. Its product is annotated as claudin-4-like. The coding region runs from base 195 to 827 and encodes 210 amino acids. Gene Ontology annotation, molecular function: structural molecule activity. Gene Ontology annotation, cellular component: membrane; bicellular tight junction. Lineage: Eukaryota; Metazoa; Chordata; Actinopteri; Pleuronectiformes; Cynoglossidae. The record is from RefSeq and is a predicted model, not a curated record. The transcript has a single exon.
CUGAACUCAAAAGCAGCAUGAUGGAUAGUUUCACUGUAUCUGGGCAAUAGAGCUAAGGCCCACCCACAGGACGGGGCUUCUCAGGAGCAUCUGUGGGUCAUAUAAACCUUCCCCUCAGUGGGAGAGCUCAUGGUUUGCACUUGAGGACUGAGGCACAGCUUUAUAAAACACACAAACACAGAAAGUCAACAGCUAUGGUGUCCCUGGGGCUGCAAAUUCUGGGUGUGGGGCUGGCGGUGCUGGGAUGGAUAGGCAACAUCCUGAUCUGUAUGCUGCCUCUGUGGAAAGUGUCUGCUUUCAUUGGAAACAACAUUGUUGUUGCUCAAACCAUCUGGGAAGGAUUAUGGAUGACUUGUGUGGUGCAGAGCACAGGUCAGAUGCAGUGCAAAGUCUACGACUCUCUUCUGGCCCUGCCUCCGGACCUUCAAGCCGCCCGGGCCAUGGUGGUCAUUGCCAUCCUCUUCUCGUUCUUUGGCGUGAUGCUUUCAAUGGUCGGAGGUAAAUGCACCAUUUGCAUUGAGGACAAAGCAGCGAAGGCCAGAGUGGCCAUUUCUGCAGGUGUCUUCUUCAUCCUGAGUGGAGCUUUGUGUCUGGUGACCGUGUCUCUGCCUGCCAACACCAUCAUUAAGGACUUCUACAACCCCCUGGUCCAUGAUAACCAGAGGAGGGAGUUGGGUGCCUGUUUGUAUGUGGGCUGGGGUGCAUCAGGACUGUUGCUGAUAGGUGGUGCUCUUCUCUGCUGUCAGUGUCCGCCCAGAGGAGACCGCUACAACGGACCAAUGUAUUCUCCACCUAAAUCCACAACACCCGGGAAAGAAUUUGUCUGAAGUGAACUCUCUCUGUCUCAUUCUACAUGGGCAACAGUCAUAAACAUGUAAAUUGUGUUUGUGAUUAACAACGUUUAACUAACACACUUCUGGGGUUUUUUCUGUUUUUGAAAUAUACAAGAGACCUUAAGGUACGUGUGGUGUAAAUGGGGAAACAACAGAGUUCACUCAGUCUCCUUUGUUUUGUUUUUUCAGUAUUAAUUCACACUUUCAUAAACUGCUGUAUCUUAGCAUCAUAAAUGAAUGUGUUCAAUAUAUAAGUAAAUUCUUGUCAUCACUUUUGCUUUUUACGUAAUAAACAGUAUUUUCAAUAUUGAA